This is a messenger RNA of Loxodonta africana (African savanna elephant), 1629 nucleotides long. It is a transcript of the gene CDSN, whose product is annotated as corneodesmosin. The record is from RefSeq and is a predicted model, not a curated record. Lineage: Eukaryota; Metazoa; Chordata; Mammalia; Proboscidea; Elephantidae. Gene Ontology annotation, molecular function: protein homodimerization activity. The coding region runs from base 31 to 1629 and encodes 532 amino acids. Gene Ontology annotation, biological process: skin morphogenesis; cell-cell adhesion. The transcript is spliced from 2 exons.
CAGCUGCUGUCAGUCAGCUGUACGGUGGAGAUGGGCUUCUCGAGGGCACCCCGGACGGGGCGUGUGGGAGGGCACGGGAUGAUAGCAUUGUUGCUGGCCGCUCUGCUUCUGCCAGGGACCUUGGCUAAGAGCAUCGGGACUUUCUCAGACCCCUGCAAGGACCACACCCGUAUCACCUCCCCCAAUGACCCCUGUCUCACUGGGAAGGAUGGUUCCAGUAGCCACAGAGGCUCCAGGAGCUCCAGCAGUUCCAUUUCCAGUUCCAGUGGUGGCCUCAGUGGUGGCUCCAGUGGUGGUGCCAGUGGUGGUUCCAGUGGUGGCCCCAGUGGUGGCUCCAGUGGUUCCAGUGUCUCCAGUAGUGGGUCCAGCGGAUACAGUGUCUCCCAGGGUGGUUCUUCAGGAUCUUCAGCAUUUAAGCCAGGAACAGAGCAUUCCCAGCCUGGCUACGUCUUCACAUCUGGCUCUGCUCUACAAGGUUCAUCCAGUUCCUCCCAGUCAGGAAGCAUCAGCUCCCAAUCAGGGUCUGCCUCAGCUCUACCCACCGGCAAUGGUUCUUUCCGAGACAUACCAAGCCCUUCUCUGACUGGAGGAGGGUCAAGCUUUCCUGGUUCCCAGAACUCUGGGGUGUCCCCCAGUGGUGGCCAAAGUGUCAGCUCUAACCUGCACCCCUGUAGUUCUGAUGUCCCUGACUCUCCCUGCAGUGGGGGCCCUGUUAUCUCACAUUUCGGCCCCUACAUCUCCAGCUCCCACACCGUGUCAGGGGGUCAGAAGCCUGUGGUAGUGGUGGUGGAGCAGCAUGGCUCUGGUGGCCCCAGCACAGUUCAAGGUGCUCCCUGUAGCAAUGGUGGUCUUCCUGGCAAGCCCUGUCCCCCUAUCACCUCUGUGGUAGACAAGUUCAACGGUGGUUAUGAGGUAGUAGGUGGGUCCUCUAACAAUUAUUUGGUCCCAGGCAUGACCUACAGUGGGGGUAAGAUCUACCCUGUAGGCUACUUCACCAAGGAGAAUCCUGUCAAAGGCUCCCCAGGAGUCCCCUCCUUUGCAGCUGGGCCCCCCAUCUCUGAGGGCAAAUACUUCUCCAGCAACCCAAUAAUCCCCAGCCACAGCUCUUCUAGUUCCAACAUCCACCAGUCUGGAACUUCCUCGGUUGUUGUGUUCCAGCCUGUGGGCUCUGGUGGGGUCCAGCCUUGUCGGACUGGCUCCACAGGCUCCAAGGGGCCCUGCUCCCUCUCCGGUUCUGGAGUCCACAGCAGUUCCAGCAGCUCCAGUUCAUCCUUCCAUCCCUGUGGCAGUGUUUCCCAGGGGCCCUGCUCCCCACCAAGCACUGGCCCCUUCAUUGGCAGCUCCAGCUCCCAAUCCAGUGGCAAAACCAUCCUUCAGCCCUGUGGCAGCAAGUCCAGCUCUUCUGGUCAACCUUGCAUUUCUGUCUCCACCUUGGCAUUGAGUGGGGGUCCUGAAGGCUCCCCCAAACCUGAUCCCUCAACUGGUGCCAAGCCCUGUGGCUCCAGCACCUCUGGAAAGAUCCCUUGCCGCUCCAUCCGGGACAUCCUGGCCCAUGUGAAACCUCUGGGGCCCCAGCUCACUGACCCUGAAGUUUUUCUCCCCCAGGGAGAGUUACCUGAGGGUUCAUAA